CAGCCCUCGCUUUAAUCAAUACUACUGGUAGUAAAAAUACAUUACCAAAAACUACUCAAUUUUAGGGUUCUUACAUACAGUUUUAGAAAGAACAAAAACACAUACAGUUUUGGAAAAACACAUGCGCUAUGGAUCUCUGUGAAAAUUCUCCUAGUUUUUCUAUUCCUGCCUCGGCUUCAUUUCACAGGAAGAGAAAAUUCCACAAACUAAGAAAGUCUGUUAUGGCUGUGCGAGUCGUGCGUUUACUGAAGUCAAUGAGGCGGCUCUGCGUUGAUCCAGCUGCUGCAGGUGUUGAACCGGGACCUGUGAAGAUUUCAAUCGGCCCAAGGAAAGCGCAGGAAAAUUUAAAUCCUUCUGAUCAAUCGUAUGAUUCACGACAUUUAGAAUUGAAGUUUUCAAACAACAUAAAUGGUCCAAUUUUUACUGGAAUCCCCAUAGGUGAAGAGGGCAGUACCUUAAAUCUACAUUUAAUUGACCCUCGUACUCAGAAUAUCAUCAGUUCUGGACCUGAAGCAUCAGCAAGGGUGGAAAUAGUUGUCCUUGAGAAAGAUUUUAGAAGUUGUGGUGGUGACAAAUCGCUGAUACGGGGAGAUCCUUAUGUCACCUUGAAAGAUGGAAGUAUUUCUGUAAGUCAUAUUUCAUUCAAACAUAGCAGAGUGUCUAUGAGAAAACGUGAGUUGAGAUUAGGUGCAAGAGCUGUGUAUCCUUACAAUGGAACAAGAAUUGUGGAAGCAGUCACACAACCAUUCUUUGUGAAGGAUCGUCGUUCUAUGAGCAAGAGCCAGAGGCCCUUAACUCUUGAAGUUGAAGUAUGGAAAAUGCAAACAAUUGGCAAAGGCGGUCCUUUCCAUACCCGUUUGAUGAAGGAGAGCAUUAAGACUGUCAGGGACUUGUUAACUCAAUACUUUUUGAGCCGUGAAAAGCUACUCUGUAUCCUUGGCAGGAGUAUGCACGCCGAGAAAUUGGAUGCAGCAGUUAAUAAGGCAAAGAGUAAACUUGACUUGAAAAGAUACGUGUAUCCUUCUGUCCAUAAUUCCCAGCAAAAUGUGAAAUCAGUGGUAUUUACUGAUGUGGGAGAAGUGAUUGGAGUUUACCAAGAGGGUCACUUGGUGUCAGUUGAGAAUCUCUCUGGAACUCAAAAGGCUUAUGCUAUGGAGCUGGUAAAAACAGCGUUCCAAAAUGGCCAAAACAUCAAGCUUUUGGAUGAUGAUACUUUUAAAAUGCUUUGCUUUUCCAGUUCACCAAAUGACGUUUCUCCACUUGAAGCGGCUUCAAUUAAUGGCACUAAUAGAUUCUAUUUGCAAGAUUAUUGUCCCACUAAUACACAGCAGCAACCAGUGACUAAUGCUUAUGACUUCAAAAACCAAAUCAAUAGCUUACCAACUCUUACCAGUGAAGUGCCAGAUCCGUUUAUGUAUGAAUAUUUAAGCUACCAUCCUCUUUCUGAAAGCAUCUGGGAUUAUUAGAUCAUUGUUUCAUUGGUUAAUCUGUUGUAGCUUCUAAUAUACAAGUCAAAAUAAUGGAGACUUUAAGGAUGGUUUUGUUAGAUGAUAGUUAAGCAGAGAUUAGUAAUACAGAGAUUGUAAUAUCUGAUCAUAAUAUAUAAAUUGUAUUAUAGGAAUUGUUUA
Nicotiana tabacum (common tobacco) is the source of this 1628-nucleotide messenger RNA. RefSeq names its product calmodulin-binding protein 60 A. Gene Ontology annotation, molecular function: calmodulin binding; DNA-binding transcription factor activity; sequence-specific DNA binding. NCBI's taxonomy places the organism in Eukaryota, Viridiplantae, Streptophyta, Magnoliopsida, Solanales, Solanaceae. Gene Ontology annotation, biological process: regulation of salicylic acid biosynthetic process. Gene Ontology annotation, cellular component: nucleus. The record is from RefSeq and is a predicted model, not a curated record.